Molecule: messenger RNA, 1070 nt
Organism: Acanthisitta chloris (rifleman)
Lineage: Eukaryota; Metazoa; Chordata; Aves; Passeriformes; Acanthisittidae
Gene: NUDT9
Product: nudix (nucleoside diphosphate linked moiety X)-type motif 9
Exons: 8
Coding region: 1-897 (298 amino acids)
Cellular component (GO): mitochondrion
Molecular function (GO): ADP-ribose diphosphatase activity
Source: RefSeq, a predicted model, not a curated record
AUGCUCCACAGUUACAGUGCCAAGUUCUCCCACAGCAAAGCACUCACCUCCCCAUACCCAGGGUCACACGUCGAGCGCAGCCAGGUUCCUGAAGAUAAAGUGGGUUGGCUGACUGAGUGGAAGGAUUAUAGCCCUGUGGAAUACACUGCAAAGGCUGUUUUGGCUGGACCCAACUGGGCAGACCCCCAAAUCAAUGCUAAAGGUUUUUCUCCCAAAUUCAAUGAGAGGGAUGGAGAAGUGGAGAGGAAGAGUCUGAGCGGCCUGUACACGGUUGAAAAUGGGAGACCCCGAAAUCCUGCUGGGAGGACUGGCCUCACUGGCAGAGGAUUGUUGGGGCGCUGGGGACCAAACCAUGCUGCUGAUCCUGUUGUAACCAGGUGGAAAAGGGAUGGAAGUGGCAAUAAAGUUGCUCAUCCAGUUACUGGCAAAAACAUCUUGCAGUUCGUAGCUAUCAAGAGGAGAGACUGUGGGGAAUGGGCCAUUCCAGGGGGGAUGGUGGACCCAGGGGAGAAGAUCAGUGCUACCCUGAGGAGAGAAUUUGAGGAGGAAGCCUUGAACUCUUUGGAGAAACCACCUGAGGAGAAGGCAAAAUUGGAGAAGCAGCUCCAGAAGCUGUUCAGCCAGGAACACUUCGUGGUGUACAGAGGAUAUGUGGAUGACCCUCGUAACACAGAUAAUGCCUGGAUGGAGACAGAGGCUGUGAACUAUCACGAUGAAACAGGUGAGACAAUGGAUAAUUUGCCUCUGGAAGCAGGUGAUGAUGCUGGAGCAGUGAGGUGGGUUGACAUCAGUGCAAAGCUUGAGCUGUAUGCAAGUCAUAGCUACUUCAUCCAGCUUGUGGCUGAGAAACUGGGAGCCCACUGGAGUGAGGAUCCUGGGCAUGAGUGCCGUGAGUGAUGUGGACAAGCAACUGACAGACACCAAGAGGAGAAUACAUUCUCCAGCCCUGAAACACAUGACAUUGUCCUAUUCAGUGGAAAUUCAGUGAAAAUCCUGGAAAAUUCAGCUGGGAAAGAUAAACAGAGACUUCUGCAGAGACUUCAGAUUGCUCCUUUGGACUUCUUAGCUAG